CGACUGACCGUCCGUCUCUAGCGUAGGGGUGUCUUCUCGCGCCUUGUCGUCUUAAAGCUUCAAUGGCGACCGGUUAAAAAUAAAUAACAGUUUCCUUUGCUCCGCUAGCCGGUUAGCUCCUGUUAGAGAGCUAACGGGCUUCCGGUGAGAUGGGAUGAUGUAGCGGGAUAACUCUGUGGAAGAACUACGCAGUACCUUAGCAUGCUAAGCUAACGCGGAGCGGCGCACACUGAGCGAGCUAACGGCUGGAAGCUAACCCAGACGAGCGUUCACCUGCGGGGCUGCGUGUCCGACUGGCCCCGCGCGAGAGGCUGUUGGCUAACGUGAUGGAAAGUGUGAAGGAAAACGAGUCCGGGGGGGCUUCGUCCGCCCUGCAGGGGACACCGGACACCAGCGGCAACUCCGCGAAGCCAACUGGAUUAUCGCAGCUGCCUCCCGGUAAAAGACCCUCCAUCGGGGAGGACGAAGGUGGGGGCGCCGAGGCGAAGCUCUUCGGAAAGGGGCUCGCGGCCACCUCCCUUCUCCAGAUCGCGAUAAGGAACGGAAUCUACCAGAACCAGGUCGCCAACGCAGUUGGCGGUUCGGGAAAGAGCGGCAACAUUUACAGCUUGACGUCGGUGAGCAGCACCACUUCGGUGAACUCUCUGCUGAACCGGAGGCGGCACAAGCACAAGCGGAACCUGUCUCUGGGGGCUCCGCCGACCGCCAGCUCCUCCACCGGGGCGUCCGAGGCGGCCGGCCCGGCCCCCGCAGCCUCCCCGCUGAGCACGCUCAGCCUGGACAGGAAGACGUUCCUCCGGCAGAAGCAGCUGAAGCAGCUGCAGGCCUCCGACAAGUCGUGGGUGAGGUCGGACCUCCGGAGGGGCUGCAUCCACGUGCACGACUGGCUCACGCCCUCCUACCCGCGCCCAGUGCUCUGCACCGCGGACACCACUGCCAGAGAGGUGGCCUCUAAACUGGAGGGGAGCAAAGCUGGGGCUGUGCUGAGGAUCCACUGCAAACCCAAUCCAUCUGACCCAAACGAACUUUGUAAUAAAGAUAGUAAUGGACUUGCUGAUGAUCUUAAAUCGGAGGAAAAUGAAACGUGUUACCCUGACAACAAAGCACCUUCUAAUUUAUUACUUGAUAAAACUGGUAGUAACUCUUCCUCUGAGAUCUGUCUGAAUGAUAUUGGUAUUGAUUUGAGCCAGGACGGCUACGGAGGGUACUCUGGUUCUGAUGUGGAGAGCAGCACCUGUGAAGACUUCAGCCCAGGUGCGCCCAGAAGCUCGGAGAACCAAGACUCCCUCAGUGAAGGGCUGGUCCUGAGCAUCGACUCGUCUGCGAUGAGCUCAAAUUGUGACAGCGCCACAGAGGGACCAGACCCAUUUGAGAGUUCUUCAGAUGAACUUGACCUCAACUCUUCCCCGUUACACUCAACCGACAACUCUGCUGCAGACCUGCUCCGCUCGGACGCCCUCGCUGCUCCUAGCCACGUUACGAGACAAGACAGUGAAGCUGCCGAUGCCCCAGAUACCCCCAAAUUAAUCAAGCCUCUUUCUAAAUGCUCGGGCAGCUCUCAGACCCGGCCCUUAACCAGCCAAGCAGCUGUCCAGCCUGACCAGGAGGUCCCUGGGGGUGGCAGAGAAUGGCUCGAGCCCAUCAAUCCUAGUCCGACCCCGGCCCUCUUCGUCCAGCUGCACGGGGGAGCGGUGCGGCGGCUGGGCGAUGAUGAACGACCUCUUCAGAUCCUAAACGAGUACCUCACUAACCUGGGGUUUGAAGAAGCAUGGAGGGUGCAGGAGGAGAGCAUGAACCCAGAAAUUGGCUGCCUGAUACGUUUCUACUUUGGUAAGCCUCGCAGCGUGGGGCGUUCUGAGCGCGUGCAGCUGUCCGGGGUGUUCAACGUGCGGAAAGGGAAGCUGGCUCUGCCGGUGAACCGCUGGUCCAAGCGUCAGGUCACGCUGAGUGGAACCUGCCUCAUUGUGUCGUCUGUGAAACACGCCCACACCGGAAAGAUGCACAUCCUCCCCCUCAUCGGAGGAAAGGUCGAGGAGGUGAAGAGGCACAGUCACUGUCUGGCCUUCAGCUCUGCUGGUCCCCAGAGUCAAACCUACUACGUCAGCUACGACUCGUACGCUGAGCACCUGCGCUGGCACAGGAUGGCCUCAAAGAUCGCCUCUCAGAGGGUGAACUCUGUGGACCUGUCGUGCUGCAGCCUGGAGGAGCUGCCCGCUCAGCUGUUCUACAGCCACGACCUUACGCACCUUAACCUCAAAAACAACUUCAUGACCCUGCACAAAGGUGUUCCCGCCCUCACCAGGUUUUGUAAACUGAGAAGCCUCAGUCUGUCCAAUAACGCUCUGAGCGAGUUUCCUCUGGCCUUGUGCGACAUCACCUCGCUCACAGAGCUCAACCUCUCUGGAAACCGCCUCCCCUGUCUGCCGGCUGAAAUGUCAAUGAUGCACAACCUGCAGACUCUCCUCCUGGAUGGAAACUUCCUGACUUCGCUGCCUGCGGAGCUGAGCUCUCUGGAGAGCCUGUCCUACCUUGGCCUGUCCUUCAACCGUUUCAGCUGCGUCCCCCCCGUCCUGGAGAAGCUGCGAGGUGUGGAGAAACUCUGUCUGGCAGGGAACCAGGUCUGCGUCCUGGAUCUGUUUGGGCUGCAGUGGUUGCCCGCUCGCUACGUAGAUCUCAGGCUGAACCGGCUUCAGAACGUGGCAGUAGCAGACUCGGAGCAGCUGGUCCACAUUGUGCAGCUGGACCUGAGGGACACCGGACUACAGGAGCUGGAUCUCAGCUGUUUGUCCAAGCUGGAACUGCUCCGCUGUGACAGAAACGCGCUGUCAGUCCUCAGAGUCAGUGGCCACGCCCUCAAGAGCCUGCACGCCGCACAUAACGAGCUGAGGCAGCUGGAGGUGCAGCCUGCGCCCGAGAACCUGACCGUUGUGGAUCUGUCCAGGAACAAGCUGGAGAGCGUCCCGGACUGGUUGUGUGAGAGCAGCAGACUGGAGGUGAUGGACAUCAACCAUAACUGUGUCGCUGAGCUGCCUGCAUGGCUGCUGUCCAGCGGGAGCCUCAGAAAGCUGCUGGCAGGCUGGAACGAUGUGUGCCGGCUGACCGAGAGGCUGGAGAGGUCUCAGCUGGAAGUGCUGGACCUCCAGCACAACCACCUGACCGAGCUCCCACACAACCUGUUCAGCGAAGCGCAGAGUUUACGUUACUUAAAUGUGUCGGCCAAUAAGCUGGAGGACCUCCCUGCAGCCAGCCUGUCGGAGGACACCUUCAGCAGCCUGGAGGAGCUUUACGUGACCAGUAACGGCUUGACAGACAAAUGCAUCCCUCUGCUGACGGGACACAGCCACCUCAGGGUGCUUCACGUCGCCUACAACCAGCUGCAGACUUUCACUGCCAGUAAACUGGCCCGACUGGAGCAUCUGGAGGAGCUGGACCUGAGCGGAAACAGACUGAGAGCCGUGCCGACCACCGUCCUCAGCUGCCAGCGGCUGCACACGCUGUCCGCCCACUCCAACUGCAUCAACACUUUUCCUGAAGUCCUCCAGCUGCCUGACAUUAAGUGUGUCGAUUUGAGCUGCAACGAGCUGACGGAGGUCACUCUGCCCGAGACGCUUCCUCCGAAACUCCAGGAGCUCGACCUCACAGGAAAUCCUCGGCUCAACCUGGACCACAAGAGCUUGGAGCUCCUCAACAACAUCCGCUGUUUCAGGGUGGAUCCUUCACCUUCGGCUCCGUGUGCGAGCGAUGGUCAUGGAGUCCCCGCGGUCUGGAGUCACAGCUUCACCGAGGCCUCCGGGGUCAAAAACAAGCUGUGCGUGGCGGCUCUGGCCCAGGACAGCUUCUGCGGGAUCCGUGAAGCUCUGUACGGAGUGUUCGACGGAGACAGGAACGUGGAGGUGCCUUACCUGCUGCAGUGCACCAUGGGAGACGUGCUCGCAGAGGAGCUUCACCGAGGCCAGCGGCAGGAGGACUACAUGACCAACACCUUCCUCACCAUGCAAAGGAAACUGGGCACGGCGGGUCAGAGGAUGGGUGGCUCAGUAGCUUUGUGCCACAUCAGACACGACCCGGUGGCGCCCGGCGAGCACGGAGGCUGCUUCACGCUGAAGGCCGCCAACGUGGGCAGGUGUCAGGCGGUUCUGUGUCGAGGCGGAAAAGCCCUGCUGCUCUCCGACGUUCACACCGUCAGAGAGGAGUCGGAGUACCAGAGGGUCCGACAGCACAACGCCAUCAUCACCGAGGAUAACAAAGUCAGCGGCGUGACGGACUCCACCAGAAUAAUGGGUUACUCCUUCCUCUGUCCCUCUGUGACGCCCCGCCCCCACGUCUCCACGGUGACGCUCACCCCUCAGGACGAGUUCUUCCUCCUGGGCAGCAGGGGAUUGUGGGACCUGCUGUCUCCCGACGAGGCGAUCGAAGCGGUCCGGAACGUCCCGGACGCCCUCGCCGCCUCCAAGAAGCUGGUGACGCUGGCCCAGAGCUUCGGCUGCUCCGACAGCCUCAGCGCCGUCGUGGUGCAGCUCAGCAUCACUGAAGACUGCUGCUGUUUCUGCGAGCCCCCGCCUCCCCCGCCCAGCCCCGGCCCAGGCGCUCAGUCCGCCGGGCAUCCUUACUCGUCGAGCAGCGAGGGCGGGAUCCCGCUGCCGCCCGCCUCCUCCGGAACCGCGAGCGAACUGAGCAGCGAGUUCAGCACGUCCGAGAUGAGCAGCGAGGUGGGAUCCACGGCGUCCUCCGAGGAGCCGCCGCCUCAGACUGACCCCAACACCCAAGGGCGAUCCGGCGUACGGAGACCCGCCCGCGGGGGCGCGAGCUUCCAGAGACAGUUCUCCGGAGCGCUGUCCGAUAACGGGCUGGACAGCGAGGACGAGGAGCCCAUCGCCGGCGUGUUUUCUAACGGCAGCCGCGUGGAGGUGGAGGCCGACGUCCACUGCCUGCUCCGCCACGGCUGCGCUCACUCACACGCCACAAGCAAACCCACCCGCUCCUCAUCCAGCACCGAGCUUUUACCCGCCCCUCCCUCCUCCCCCAGCCUCGGCGGGGACGCUUGGUCUGGGACUCUGGGCCGCAGGGCUCGAGCCAACGGGUCCGUCGCCUGCCAGGGCCGGAGCCAGGACGUCAUCGAAGAGGCCGGGGACGCCCCCGUCAGGAAGCAGGGGGGCUACUUCAACGCCCCCGCCCAGCCGGACCCCGACGACCAGCUGAUCAUCCCGCCGGAGCUGGAGGAGGAGGUCCGUCAGAUCAUCCAGCUGCAGCAGGAGCAGAUUCAGACGCACAACCAACAAACGCACAACUUCCAGAGACCGGCCGAUUACUUCAUCACGCCUCUUUAACAGCAGCGUCGCCCUGAUCCGGGCCCAGCACAAACUCCUGUCCUCGUUUUGUGUUCCACUUUUUCUACGGAUAAACCCCUUUUUCUAACGCUUUGCUCGAAUCUCCACACGUAGUUGAUUUUUUACCAUAUCUAUGAUAUGAAGAAGCACUUGGUUAGUUUCACCUCAGCUAACGGUACUUUGAGAUUUUCCCUCUUUAUUUUCUGUUUCCUGUCGCAGCUGAUGGCCUUAAGUUGUCGGAGUUAGAAACUGUAACUAACUCCUAGGAGUUUCAUACUUAAAGUGAGUUAGUCACUGAGACGUACUAAUAUUCUCUGAGAGAAAAGAUGAUUUAUUUCUGAAGGCCGAUUGUUUUUGUUUUUCUUCUUUCUGGGUGCGUCGAGUCCAGAUCAGAGUUACCAACAGCUCCGUGCGUUCAUUAGUUUUGUCUCGGAAACGUGUCGAGAACUGAAAACUGCACCAGAGAGCUACUUUUGCUAAACAAUAAAGUUUUCAGAUAAACUCAAAUCUGCUGCUUUAGACUUCUUGACGAGCGAAAAGAACUUAA
Nematolebias whitei (Rio pearlfish) is the source of this 5874-nucleotide messenger RNA. RefSeq names its product PH domain leucine-rich repeat-containing protein phosphatase 1. Gene Ontology annotation, molecular function: protein binding. Bases 327 to 5327 code for a protein of 1666 amino acids. The record is from RefSeq and is a predicted model, not a curated record. The transcript is spliced from 17 exons. Lineage: Eukaryota; Metazoa; Chordata; Actinopteri; Cyprinodontiformes; Rivulidae.